Molecule: messenger RNA, 2012 nt
Organism: Helicoverpa zea (corn earworm)
Lineage: Eukaryota; Metazoa; Arthropoda; Insecta; Lepidoptera; Noctuidae
Gene: Sgsh
Product: N-sulphoglucosamine sulphohydrolase
Exons: 10
Coding region: 24-1577 (517 amino acids)
Biological process (GO): glycosaminoglycan catabolic process; heparan sulfate proteoglycan catabolic process
Molecular function (GO): N-sulfoglucosamine sulfohydrolase activity
Source: RefSeq, a predicted model, not a curated record
UUGUUAUCAACCGGCCGAUCGACAUGGCGUGCGCCCUGGGCUCUGUUUACACACUGUUAUUGUGGCUCUUUGUCACUCAAAGCGUAUUAUCAGAUAAGCCUGCUACAUCGGCAAAUGUUCUUAUACUGUUCGCGGACGACGGCGGAUUCGAGCUCGGCUCGUACUUGAACAAGAUAUGCCAGACUCCGAACAUCGACGCGCUCGCCAAGCGCGGCCUGCUGUUCAACAAUGCCUUCACUUCAGUCAGCAGUUGCUCGCCAAGCCGCGCGGCGCUGCUGACGGGCACGCCGAGCCACCAGAACGGCAUGUACGGCCUGCACCGCACCGUGCACCACUUCAACUCCUUCGACACCGUCGCCAGCCUGCCCAACCUGCUGCGCGAGCACAACGUCAUGACUGGUAUCAUCGGCAAGAAGGACGUGGGUCCGGCGGCGCAGUUCAAGUUCGACUACGAGCAGACGGAGGAGAACAACCACGUGAACCAGGUGGGGCGCAACAUCACGCACAUCAAGCUGCUCACUCGCGAGUUCCUCGCCGCGGCUAACCGGGACAACAAACCAUUCCUCCUGUACGUGAGCUUCCACGACCCGCACCGGUGCGGUCACACCGACCCUCAGUUCGGUCCGUUCUGCGAGCGGUUCGGUUCCGGCGAGGAGGGCAUGGGGCUCAUCCCCGACUGGCAUCCCAUAUACUACCAGUGGCAGCAAGUGGAACUACCAUACUUUGUGCAGGAUACUGAAGCAGCUAGAAGGGAUAUCGCAGCGCAAUACACGACAAUGUCGCGUCUUGAUCAAGGCGUGGGGCUGGUACUUAAAGAAUUAGAGGCAGCAGGGCAUUUGGACGACACCCUGGUCAUAUACACAUCUGACAACGGCAUCCCUUUCCCGUCGGGCCGCACUAACUUCUAUGACCCGGGUCUCCGCGAGCCGAUGAUCAUCGCGUCUCCGAAGCCUGACGCGAGGAGGAAUGAAGCAUCCUACGCCAUGGUCAGCCUGCUCGACGUCAUGUCUACUGUUCUUGACUGGUUUAAAAUUCCAUUUGGAGAAGAAAGCAACGAUAUAAUACAAUCGGAUAAACCAAAAAGCUUGCUUCCUAUUUUACAAAAAGAACCACCGUACUCAGAAGAAGACGCAGUGUUCGCGUCUCAAACUCACCACGAGGUCACAAUGUACUACCCGAUGAGAGCGGUGCGCACGCGCCGGUACAAACUCAUACACAACCUCAACUUUGGGAUGCCCUUCCCCAUCGACCAGGAUCUAUAUGUCUCGCCCACGUUCCAGGACCUGCUGAACCGUACGCGCAGCAAGCAGUCGUUACCGUGGUACAAGACUCUGGAACAGUACUACUACCGGCCGCAGUGGGAGCUGUACGACAUCCGCGCCGACCCUGGCGAGACUAGAAACUUGCACGGCAAGCCGUCGCUGGCGGGCGUGGAGGCGGCGCUGGCGGCGCGGCUGGCGCGCUGGCAGCGCGACACGGCCGACCCCUGGCGCUGCGCCCCGCAAGCCGUGCUGGAGCCGGGCGGCGCCGCCGAGUGCCGCGACCUCGACAACGGCCUGGCGCGCCACCUGCGGUAACUACUCGCGCUACAACCGACUGUUAGUAGUCAUCAAAUACAGUUAUAGCAAGACUACUUUAUUUGAAAUGUCGUAAUAAAGACUGUAAUUUACAGAAUACUGUGAGCAGCUCUCUAUUUAACGUGUUAAUGUUACCUUAGUCAUCAGUUGUUAAUGCCUAGACUGCCUCUUGCUUGCCGAAUGUAUCAAAUACAACCUCAUGGAACUGUUAGAAAGAAUGAGAAGAACAAUAUAUUCUAUAUUUAAGAGAUUUGUUGUCUGUUUGAGUAUUUAAUUCACUCAUAUGUACUAGUACAAUUUUACAUAAAUAGACUUUAUUUAUCCUCUAUACACAAUGUUUACUUGAUUGGUGCUAGUUAUAAUAAUAGUGCAUAUCACAAAAUGUUACAAUUUAAAUACUUUAAGAUUUAAACUUAAAUAAAAUCAUAAUACAUA